Messenger RNA from Hipposideros armiger (great roundleaf bat), 2896 nucleotides. It is a transcript of the gene EPHA5, whose product is annotated as EPH receptor A5. Gene Ontology annotation, molecular function: transmembrane-ephrin receptor activity; ATP binding; protein binding. The record is from RefSeq and is a predicted model, not a curated record. Gene Ontology annotation, biological process: protein phosphorylation; ephrin receptor signaling pathway; axon guidance. The transcript has 11 exons. NCBI's taxonomy places the organism in Eukaryota, Metazoa, Chordata, Mammalia, Chiroptera, Hipposideridae. Gene Ontology annotation, cellular component: plasma membrane; dendrite. The annotation marks the transcript as partial.
GACCAAGAGACCAGCUAUACAAUUAUCAAAUCGAAAGAGACAACUAUAACAGCAGAGGGCUUGAAACCAGCUUCAGUGUAUGUCUUCCAAAUUCGAGCACGCACCGCAGCAGGCUAUGGCGUCUUCAGUCGAAGAUUUGAGUUUGAAACCAUCCCAGUGUCAGUUGCAGCAUCCAGUGAUCAAAGCCAGAUUCCUAUAAUUGCUGUGUCUGUGACAGUGGGAGUCAUUUUGUUGGCAGUGGUUAUCGGCUUCCUCCUCAGUGGAAGUUGCUGCGAGUGUGGCUGUGGAAGGGCUUCUUCCCUGUGCGCCGUUGCCCAUCCAAGCCUAAUAUGGCGGUGUGGUUACAGCAAAGCCAAACAAGAUCCAGAAGAGGAAAAGAUGCAUUUUCAUAAUGGGCACAUUAAACUGCCAGGAGUAAGAACUUAUAUUGAUCCACAUACCUAUGAGGAUCCCAAUCAAGCUGUCCAUGAAUUUGCCAAGGAGAUAGAAGCUUCAUGCAUCACCAUUGAAAGAGUCAUUGGAGCAGGUGAAUUUGGUGAAGUUUGUAGCGGACGUUUGAAACUUCCAGGAAAAAGAGAAUUACCUGUGGCUAUCAAAACCCUUAAAGUAGGCUAUACUGAAAAACAGCGUAGAGAUUUCCUCGGUGAAGCAAGUAUCAUGGGGCAGUUUGAUCAUCCUAACAUCAUUCACUUAGAAGGUGUUGUGACCAAAAGUAAGCCAGUGAUGAUAGUGACAGAGUAUAUGGAAAAUGGCUCUUUAGAUACAUUUUUAAAGAAAAAUGAUGGGCAGUUCACUGUGAUUCAGCUCGUUGGCAUGCUGAGAGGCAUUGCUGCGGGAAUGAAGUACCUUUCAGACAUGGGCUAUGUGCACAGAGACCUCGCUGCCAGAAACAUCUUAGUCAACAGCAACCUGGUGUGCAAGGUGUCUGACUUUGGGCUUUCCAGGGUUCUGGAAGACGAUCCUGAGGCAGCCUACACCACAAGGGGAGGCAAAAUUCCAAUCAGAUGGACUGCCCCAGAAGCUAUAGCUUUCCGAAAGUUUACCUCUGCCAGUGAUGUCUGGAGUUAUGGAAUCGUGAUGUGGGAGGUUGUGUCUUACGGAGAGAGACCCUACUGGGAGAUGACCAAUCAAGAUGUGAUUAAAGCUGUAGAGGAAGGGUACCGUCUGCCAAGCCCCAUGGACUGUCCUGCUGCUCUCUACCAAUUAAUGCUGGAUUGCUGGCAGAAAGACCGAAAUAGUAGGCCCAAGUUUGAUGAAAUUGUCAACAUGUUGGACAAGCUGAUACGUAACCCAAGUAGCUUGAAGACGCUGGUUAAUGCAUCGAGCAGAGUAUCUAAUUUAUUGGCAGAACAUGGCUCACUGGGAUCUGGGGCCUACAGAUCAGUAGGUGAAUGGCUAGAAGCAAUCAAAAUGGGCCGGUAUACGGAGAUUUUCAUGGAAAAUGGAUAUAGUUCAAUGGACGCUGUCGCUCAGGUGACCUUGGAGUGAGUAAUUUUUCUGAUAAUUUUUACAUAAUUGCUGGGACAAGAAAACUUGUUCAGAAACCAAUCUGGAUGAGGUCAAGGGAAAUUAGUUAACCUUUGUCCAUGUGUGGCAGCUUUCAAAGAAGCCUCUUCUUUUUUAGCCUUUAUUGUUAACAACUGCAUGGUUAAUGGUACUUGUGGCCAGUAUCUUUGCUUCUUUGCUUUGAAUAGUACUUAAAUAUUUGAAUAAUUGGAAUAACAACUCUUUGGAAAAAUACUGGUAUUUUAUGUUGUGGAAAAGAUGUUUUCUUGACAAAGUUUUUAUACUGGUACCUAUGUUAUAUGAAUGUAAAUAUAAAAAAAAACUGUAAGCACAAUUGGUGUGACUAGUCUUACAUACAACAAAACAUAUUCUUAAAUUUGGCUAAAACGACUACCCAGGAAACAGCUGCUUAAACAAAGCUCCGCAGGCAGGACUCUCAUUUGAUCUCUAAGCAGUGCACCUUAUAUUCUUGCAACCCAAGGAUAUAUAUUAGAUCCUGCCUCUGAUUUGUUAUUUGGUACAAUCUCAGUGGAACCAAUUGUGCCCUUUUCUGUUUGCACGUUUAAGAUAAAAGUUUAUCAAAUCUUACUAAAUAAAAAUCACUAGAGUUAAAUAUUAAAUUCUUUAAGGUUGUAAGUUGUUUGUAUUUUAUUUUGUACUCUGUAUGUGUAAUUAUUUUAGCCUACUAUUUGCUUAUUUGUGAAAAUUAACUGUCGUUAUGGUGGUUCCAUCUAGAUUACGUUACCAUGAAUGAUGUUUUAACCUGUGAAUAUAAUGAUAACUUACUUCAAAUUAACUACAAAUUCAAAGGUUAAAAUAUUUGUAAGGAUUAGAACAAGGUAGACCAUUCUAAAGCAGUAAGCCACAGUCCUUAUUCCAUUACUUCACAUAAUAUGAGCAUUGAGUAGUUCUCUACCAUCAUUUGUAUUAUUCUGGCAUUUUUGAUUCAUUGAAUUCACUGCCCAUCCACACAAAAGGUAACAGGGUACCAUCAUUUAUUACCAGUUAAUGUCACAUUCUCAACAAUCCUCUUCCUUCAUACCUAUAAUUAAAAGGACCUAAAAUCAUUACUCAGCUCACUCUCAUAAUUUACUGAAUUUCAUCCUCAUUAACACCGCCACAUCAUAUCUAUUUGAUGAUACAUUUGCUUGACCCAUUAUUUCCUUGGACACUCAAAGAACUCAUGUGUGCUAGAUUAAAAUAGUAAACAGACAAUUUUACUGAUAAUUUAAAACUAUUUUUACAUUAUUGCUAUUUAAUUUCUCAGUAAAAAUGGUCAUUUUAAUUUAUUAAAGUCAUUUGUCAUUUUAUAUUAAAAUGAUACUGUAGGUAUUUCUUCUACCCAAUGUCAGAUUACUUGUAAAUAUAUAAUAAAAUUAUUUGCAUUAAA